Messenger RNA from Otolemur garnettii (small-eared galago), 1412 nucleotides. It is a transcript of the gene ABHD17A, whose product is annotated as abhydrolase domain containing 17A. Gene Ontology annotation, molecular function: palmitoyl-(protein) hydrolase activity. Gene Ontology annotation, biological process: protein depalmitoylation. Bases 213 to 1145 code for a protein of 310 amino acids. The record is from RefSeq and is a predicted model, not a curated record. The transcript is spliced from 5 exons. Gene Ontology annotation, cellular component: endosome membrane; plasma membrane. Lineage: Eukaryota; Metazoa; Chordata; Mammalia; Primates; Galagidae.
GGCGCGGGCCGAGGAGGGUUUCCCACUGCACGACAUGGAGACCUGUGGCUGCGAGGCUCCUGGGGGCUUGGCUCGGACCGCGAUGGGGCUGGGCUGUGGCCUCUUAACAGGGCUCUUGUCUGGGGCAGUGGCCAGGGGACACCCUUCCCCCUGCCCACGACUUGGAGCACCCCCACCCCUCCCCUGCCGGGUGAGGCCGGGCGGUGCCCGCCAUGAACGGCCUGUCAGUGAGUGAGCUCUGCUGCCUCUUCUGCUGCCCGCCCUGCCCUGGCCGCAUCGCCGCCAAGCUCGCCUUCCUGCCACCAGAGCCCACCUACUCGCUGCUGCCUGAGCCUGAGCCGGGGCCUGGUGGGGCCGGUGCUGCCCCCUCAGGGACCCUGCGCACCUCCUCAGGCACUUCUGGGCGCUGGAAGCUCCACCUGACAGAGCGUGCUGACUUCCAGUACAGCCAGCGAGAGCUGGACACCAUCGAGGUCUUCCUGACCAAGAGUGCCCGUGGCAACCGCAUCUCCUGCAUGUAUGUGCGCUGUGUGCCCGGUGCCAGGUACACGGUUCUCUUCUCUCAUGGCAACGCAGUGGACCUGGGCCAGAUGAGCAGCUUCUACAUCGGCCUGGGUACCCGUAUUCACUGCAAUGUCUUCUCCUAUGACUACUCUGGCUACGGCGUGAGCUCAGGCAAGCCCUCAGAGAAGAACCUCUAUGCUGACAUCGACGCUGCCUGGCAGGCCCUUCGAACCAGGUACGGCAUCAGCCCCGACAGCAUCAUCCUGUACGGGCAGAGCAUCGGCACGGUGCCCACCGUGGACCUGGCCUCGCGUUACGAGUGCGCAGCCGUGGUGCUGCACUCUCCGCUCACCUCGGGCAUGCGCGUCGCCUUUCCCGACACCAAGAAGACCUACUGCUUCGACGCAUUCCCCAACAUCGAGAAGGUGUCCAAGAUCACGUCGCCUGUGCUUAUCAUCCACGGUACGGAGGACGAAGUGAUCGACUUCUCUCACGGGCUGGCGCUCUACGAGCGCUGCCCCAAGGCCGUGGAGCCACUGUGGGUGGAGGGCGCUGGGCACAACGACAUCGAGCUGUACAGCCAGUACCUGGAGCGCCUGCGCCGCUUCAUCUCCCAGGAGCUGCCCAGCCACCGCGCCUAGUGGUGGCCAGAGCCCGCCGGCUGCCGGACAUUAGCAAUAAGGGGUCGCAGGUGGACGGGGGCGGCCGCCAGACCUCACCCCGCUCCAUCCUGGGGGCUGCAUGUGGACCCCCCUCCCCCGGGCCUCCCAGGACUCCAGGCGGUGGGCACUGGAAUCCCACUCCUGCCUAGGGGCCGUGGACCAUGUACAGGCAACAGAGCUAUGCUCUCCCUUUCUUUUGGAAGCAAAAAGAAAAACCUGAAAACAAAUUAAAGAUUUGAAAUUUUA